GUCUUGCCGGCCGUACACAAAAUCCCAAAAAAAAAAAAAAAACUGAUCAUGUAUUUCUCUCUCUUUCUCGCCUAUAAAAGCCCAUUUUCUAUGCGCACUAAUACAUACCAGGAUCAAAGAAAAAGUAAUCAGUAAGGAACAAAAUUGCGUGUGAACAUCAAGAUGGCAAGUAAUUGCAGCAGCAGUACCGACAAGAGUUCAUGGCCAGAGCUGGUGGGAACAAAUGGAGAAGCAGCAACAGAAUUCAUCAACAAAGAAAACCCAAAAGUCAGAGCCCAAACAGUGAAGGAAGGAUCAAUGGUUACCGCCGAUUUCCGGUGCGAUAGGGUCCGUGUUUGGGUCGAUGAAGGUGGCUUUGUUAAAUCGGUACCCAAAAUUGGCUAAUUAUCACGCAGUUUCUAGAUUUGUUUACAAUUUUGAAUUUGAAUUUGUUUAUAAAUGGUUCUUGCUGUAAUUCCAACCAAUUAUUGUUCUCUCUCUCUCUCUAUGGAGUUUAGAGCCUAGAGAGUAAUCAUAUGUAUGUAUAAUCUGUAUACAGAUGUAUUUAAGAUGUAUUUAAAAUCGCAUUCAAAAUUAAUAUUUUUUAAAUAAAAAUAUUGAUUUUAUUAUA
Molecule: messenger RNA, 610 nt
Organism: Ziziphus jujuba (common jujube)
Lineage: Eukaryota; Viridiplantae; Streptophyta; Magnoliopsida; Rosales; Rhamnaceae
Product: glu S.griseus protease inhibitor-like
Exons: 2
Coding region: 163-384 (73 amino acids)
Biological process (GO): response to wounding
Molecular function (GO): serine-type endopeptidase inhibitor activity
Source: RefSeq, a predicted model, not a curated record